This is a messenger RNA of Amyelois transitella, 1250 nucleotides long. RefSeq names its product ras-related protein Rap-2c (gene Rap2l). Gene Ontology annotation, molecular function: GTP binding; GTPase activity; GDP binding. The record is from RefSeq and is a predicted model, not a curated record. NCBI's taxonomy places the organism in Eukaryota, Metazoa, Arthropoda, Insecta, Lepidoptera, Pyralidae. Bases 343 to 888 code for a protein of 181 amino acids. Gene Ontology annotation, cellular component: plasma membrane. The transcript has a single exon. Gene Ontology annotation, biological process: Rap protein signal transduction; negative regulation of cell migration.
CAAACCAUUGCAAUAAAGUGCAUUGACCAACCUGCUGCUGCUACCGACCGACAUUAGCAGAGAGCAAGUCGUCAGUUUCGUUGAUGUUUGCUUCCGUGUUUGGACUUUGAAGUGACUAGAAACGCGACCGCGAUGCAAUCUGAUUUGUUUUGCCAUACAGUCAACUAAAAUGGCGUCGCUGUUUAUCAAUUAGAUUCGUAAAUUUUGUGCGUAACUCAGUGAUCAGAUCACAUCCGAGUGAGUCAUAAACCAACCUAGCAAUGACAUUUUUAUAGCACACAGUGAGUAUACGUUUCAUAACGUUGUUUGAAGGACUGGUUAGUGUGAAAAAUAGAACUAAUAAUGCGCGAAUUCAAAGUGGUUGUCUUGGGUUCGGGUGGGGUCGGGAAGAGUGCUUUGACUGUGCAGUUUGUGUCUGGAUGUUUCAUGGAAAAAUAUGACCCCACAAUAGAGGAUUUUUAUAGAAAAGAAAUUGAAGUGGACAAUUCACCAUGUGUUUUAGAAAUAUUGGAUACUGCAGGUACGGAGCAAUUUGCUUCGAUGCGGGAUCUGUACAUAAAAAACGGCCAAGGCUUCGUUGUAGUAUAUUCAUUAACGAAUCAUCAGACGUUUCAAGACAUCAAACCAAUGAAGGAAUUGAUAACACGUGUAAAAGGUUCAGAGCGCGUACCCAUCCUGCUAGUAGGCAACAAAGCGGACUUAGACCAUCAACGUGAAGUGUCAGCGGCGGAGGGCGCGGCGCUGGCGCAGAUGUGGGGCUGCCCGUUUGUUGAGGCCUCCGCUAAAAGCCGCACCAACGUCAACGAAAUGUUUGCCGAAAUUGUGCGCGAAAUGAACGUUAGUCCUGAAAAGGAAAAGAAACCUUAUUGUUGUUGUACAGUGCUUUAAUAUUUAGAGUGUAAUGUGGCAUUUAUUUGUCGUAAGACUGCAAGGGCGAGGCGGAAUGCCGAACGCCUCGGCUCGACGGCCGCCGCCUCCAGUGGGGAGGUCUGUGACGACGCCGGCCCCGGCCGCUGGGACCUCGGCGGCUGCGUUGCGCGUCAUAUCAUGUUGUUAAUAUCUUUGAUACAUACCAUUGUCCAAUCGAGGUGCUUUAUCUUAUAUUUUCAUACUUUAGUACUGGUAGAUACUCCCGCAAUAACCAAUAUUAUUAAAAUGAUCAAAAUCCUUGUUGAAGAAUUAAUAGUGCAAAAAAAAAAACAUCAAAAGGUACUUGAUUUUGUUCAUCAUAAACAGGGAUGCAUCCAAAA